AUCGCAGUUUUUUUACUGUGCCGGAAGUAAAACAGAAAAAGAAAACAAACCUCAGCGAGACAGUCUCGAAAAGUCCUCGUCCUUGGCUACAUUACAUCACAGUUUGAUCUUGGUGUAGUUAAUGGUUUGUUGAUAUAACAUAGUAAACAUUAUUAAUGUUCUGAUAAACUCUUCAGGGGUCACGUUGAAGAUUCUCAUAAUAGCUUAGCUUGCUAGCUGCGAAGUUAGCAGUAUUGCUCAGCAACGCUCGAGUGUGAGUGUAAAGUGGUAUGAUUAUCGUGUGAAAAUGUGUAAAGUUGAAAUGCUGAGAGCGUUGCUAAAUCAGCGACUGAGUGCAGUCGUUGAAGAAGUAUUUGUAGUGUUUGAGAGAACCAUAGCUGAGUACGAGGAGGAACUUUGUCGGACAAAAGAGGAGAACGAGCGCCAACGUCUACUCCUGGAUGCUGUUUUCAAGAAGUCUCGACACGUACCAGAUAUCAGUAAAGAAGAUCCUAAUCUCGAGCAGCAGGAGCGGAGUUCCGGGGUGAAGCAGGAGGAGCCCAAGCCACCCUACAUUAAAGUGGAAGAGGACGGGGAGCUUCUUCAAGCCCUGGAUUUCUCAGUGUAUCGUGUCAUUGUGAAGAGUGAAGACGAUGAAGACAAAGUUCAGUGUGAGGAGAACGGAAGGACAGAGGCUGCAAGCAGCAGCUCAAGUCAUCACAAGACAACAAGAGAUGAUGGAGGAUCACAAGCAACCAGCCGCUUAGCGCCACUAUCAGAUAGUGGUGACACGAUGUCUGAUACUGACGAUGAACACCAUAAAGGUGAUGUGACAGGACACACUGAUAACAAACAUGUGAAAUGUACUCAGUGUGACAAAACAUUUGGAAACAAGCGGAAUCUUAAACGGCACAUGAGAUGUCACACAGGAGAGAAACCUUUCCCGUGCUCAGAUUGUGGCAAAAGAUUCUCUCGAAAGGAUUAUUUAAUAACACACACGAGAAAACACACGGGAGAAAAACCUUUUUCCUGCUCAGUCUGCAACUCAAGUUUUACUUUUCAAUCGGCAUUAUUUCAACACAUGGAAACGCACUUUGGGGAGAAACCGCAAUGUCCUCAGUGUGACAAAACCUUUGGCAACAAGAGAAACCUGAUAAGACAUAUGAGGCGUCACACGGGAGAGAAACCAUGCAUCUGCUCAUUCUGCGGUGAAAGAUUCUCCCUGAAGAGAAGUUUGAUCAGACACAUCAGAACACACAUUGGUGAAAAAACCUUCUCCUGCUCAAUCUGCAACACAAGUUUCUGCUAUCAGUCCGGUUUGAGUAAGCACAUGAAGAAACACACCGGUCAAAGUGUUGAACUCAAGUGUGUGUGAUUAGAAGAAUAACAUAAAAGUUGGGAUGUAUAAAUACAAAGAUAACAGGAAUGAAAAUCAGUGUGAGCAUGUAUUCAAUAUUCUUGCUAUACAGAUUAAGGCCCAUUUACAAGUACACUCUUUGUCCUCUCUAGUAAGACAAAUUAGAGCACUAUAGUACCCUUGGGGCUCCAUAAAAUGUGGGGGUCUCAGAAGUUUUUUUUUUCAUCAAAAGGCCUAUUAAAACUCCUUUAAUGACUAUUGUUAUAUUCUUAAACGUUUUUUAUUUUAAAUUCUUCCCUUUUUUUUACCUUGAUUUUUGUAAAGGUAUACUGUAUGUUAAACUGCUAUUUUUAUUGUAUCCUCUGUUUUUAACCUACUGUAGCACUUUGAGACUACUAUAAAAUAUAAAUUAUAUUUAUUAUAAUUAUUAUAAUAAUAAACAUUAUUGUGGCACAGGAACAAGCGGUACAAAAAAUGGAUGGAUAAUAAUUAUUAUUAUCCAUUAUUAUUCAUUUAUUAUUAAUUAUUAUUAUUACUAGUAGAAAAAGUCAUGUUUCCCACUUCUGGGUGAUAUUCUCGUAGGAGACCUUUGGGACAAUUGCAUAUAACUAGUGAGUCAAAACUGUGGACUCUGACAUCUGUGCACUACCAGCGCUACAAGUGAAGUGCUUGAUAUCUAGUAGAAUUUGAUCAUGUCACUAGUACAACACAUUAACUACUGCGCAGUUUCCUCUCACAAGUAACAUGUAUGUUGGUGUCCUGCUAGUGUGUAGAGAUUUCUUACAGUAGUGGAAAUAAGUGUCACUAGUAACGCACGUUUUACUAGUACAUUGAAUUGUCUUACAAGUGAGGGGAAAAGAGCAUACGAGUACAUGAACCUUAAAGGGCAAUAAAUGCCCAACUGACUCUCCAUAGAUAGCAUGUAUACAUGGACACAAACACUGAUGCCUGUGAAUAUAGAAGAGGAUGUGUAUUGUAUGUGGACUGUUUUGAUAUGUUGUGAUGUGAUAAACCCUGUUAUAGUCCUGCAGUAUACAGUAGCUCUCUGUUCUUGCGACAUGUAUUGUCAUGCUUAAUGAGUGUAUUUUCAUACACUCAUAAGUAUCUAAUCCAUUCAUCAUUGAAGACCACAACAAUGUUAUAAUAUUGUUCAAUAAAGAUGUCAAAGAUUGUGCAAA
Molecule: messenger RNA, 2514 nt
Organism: Syngnathus typhle (broad-nosed pipefish)
Lineage: Eukaryota; Metazoa; Chordata; Actinopteri; Syngnathiformes; Syngnathidae
Product: zinc finger and SCAN domain-containing protein 2-like
Exons: 2
Coding region: 287-1354 (355 amino acids)
Biological process (GO): regulation of transcription by RNA polymerase II
Molecular function (GO): RNA polymerase II cis-regulatory region sequence-specific DNA binding; DNA-binding transcription factor activity
Source: RefSeq, a predicted model, not a curated record